UUGAAGCACAAUCCGCGCAAAAAAAUGUCCCCAAAACCACUGAGCCCAAACCUACUGCAGUCGGGUUCUCUUUGUAGCCCAAUUUCAAAUACUCUUUUCAAGGUUUCUCCUUUCUCUCCUCUCCAUUUCUUCCUCAGGCGACAUCCAGUUGGAUAAAGGACUAUGGCAUUAACUUACUUCAGAUCAUUAAGAAGCAUUAACCUUCCGAAGGAGGUUAUUCAAAUAGGAGGCUGCAGAACAUUUGCUGUUGGUGGUAAAAAGAAGGGUGGAAAAGGUGGUGCAGCUGGAGAUGGUCCAAAAGCGUCGACAAUUAGCAAGGAAGUCAAGGCCAGUACAGUAGUUGGGGCGAAUAUUCUCAAGGAUGGAGCAGAUCCAAAAGUGUUGCCCGAUUCAGAAUACCCUGAUUGGCUGUGGCACCUGCUGGAUAAACGCCCGGCACUUAGUGAACUAAAAAGGAAAAACCUCGAGUCUCUCCCUUACGAUGACCUCAAACGUUUUGUCAAGUUGGAUACCCGAGCUAGGAUCAAGGAGAACAAUUCUGUUAGGGCCAAGAACUGAGAUUUCCGCCUGAAGUUGAGUAGACUCCAAUGCUCAGUAGUAGGCUUUUUACCUGAAACUAUUAGUUGGUCUGUUGUGAUUUUAGACAUUAUUUAGGAUUUAGCAGUAGCUUUAAUUUUGUGUACUACCUUUUUCUUGAUUUCCUUAAGUUCCUGUUACUAUUCUGAACAUGAUUGAGCUCUUGGUUAAAAUAAUUUUGAUAUUUUUGGCGGAA
This is a messenger RNA of Lycium barbarum (goji berry), 772 nucleotides long. RefSeq names its product large ribosomal subunit protein mL54-like. Gene Ontology annotation, cellular component: mitochondrial large ribosomal subunit. NCBI's taxonomy places the organism in Eukaryota, Viridiplantae, Streptophyta, Magnoliopsida, Solanales, Solanaceae. The transcript is spliced from 2 exons. The coding region runs from base 163 to 558 and encodes 131 amino acids. Gene Ontology annotation, molecular function: structural constituent of ribosome. The record is from RefSeq and is a predicted model, not a curated record.